This is a messenger RNA of Brenthis ino (lesser marbled fritillary), 1059 nucleotides long. NCBI's taxonomy places the organism in Eukaryota, Metazoa, Arthropoda, Insecta, Lepidoptera, Nymphalidae. The record is from the annotation of a GenBank genome assembly.
AUGUCAAUGCCACAUAGCAGUUCCAGUACGACAAGUUCGAGCACAAAACGCAAGGAAAUUUAUAAAUAUCAAGCACCAUGGCCUCUAUAUUCAAUGAACUGGUCAGUGCGGCCAGACAAGAGGUUCAGACUUGCCCUUGGAAGUUUUGUAGAAGAAUAUAAUAACAAGGUACAAAUUAUAUCGCUAGAUGAAGAGACAAGUGAAUUCAGUGCUAAAAGCACUUUUGACCAUCCAUACCCCACAACUAAGAUCAUGUGGAUUCCUGACUCCAAGGGAGUCUAUCCUGAUCUCCUGGCCACUAGUGGUGACUAUCUACGCAUAUGGCGUGCCGGUGAACCAUACACUCUAUUUGAAUGUGUAUUAAAUAACAACAAGAAUUCAGACUUUUGUGCCCCGCUAACUUCAUUUGAUUGGAACGAAGUAGACCCCAAUUUGAUAGGCACUAGCAGUAUUGAUACAACUUGUACUAUAUGGGGCUUGGAAACAGGCCAAGUGUUGGGCAGAGUGAAUGAGGUUUCUGGACAUGUUAAGACACAGUUAAUUGCUCAUGAUAAGGAAGUGUACGACAUUGCGUUCAGUCGCGCCGGUGGCGGGCGCGAUAUGUUCGCGUCAGUAGGCGCAGACGGUUCGGUACGGAUGUUCGAUUUGCGACAUCUAGAACAUUCCACAAUUAUAUAUGAGGACCCGCAGCACACACCACUGCUCCGGCUGGCGUGGAACAAGCAGGACCCCAACUACCUGGCGACGAUCGCGAUGGACGCGUGCGAGGUGAUCAUCCUGGACGUGCGCGUGCCCUGCACGCCCGUCGCGCGCCUCAACAACCACCGCGCCUGCGUCAACGGCAUCGCCUGGGCACCGCACAGUUCCUGCCACAUCUGUACAGCGGGUGACGAUCACCAAGCUUUAAUAUGGGACAUACAACAAAUGCCACGAGCUAUAGAAGAUCCCAUCCUCGCCUACACUGCGGCAGAGGGCGAAGUGAAUCAGAUACAAUGGGGUGCAACACAACCCGAUUGGAUUGCUAUAUGUUAUAACCGACACACCGAAAUAUUACGGGUU